AAAAAAAAAAAAAAACAAUUUGUUACAGAAAUCACGAAGCUCCGCCCUCGAUGGCAGAGCGACGUCUCUCUCACUUCACUUGUUUCUCACUCUUCCUCCAAUUUCCCUCGCUUUCCAUUCCAACUCAUACAUAAUCAACCGCAUUUGCUGUUGUUAUCCCUAUCUCUCUCUCUCACAACCGACACACUCUCGCACAGAAUUGGGAUCUCACAAAUGAAGGGGGGCGGCGGAAUUUCCGAUCUCUUCAAAUCGGCCACGCUCAUCAGAAUCUCGGGAUUUCUACUGAUUUCAGUCGUUUUCUUCUACUUAGGCAAACAUUUCGCCGACGGCUCAGCGCAGCAGCUCCUUUUCUUCACCUCUCAACAGAAUUCAGGGACGGGGUCGUCCUCCGCCGCCGUUGCGCUCUCUCCCAACCUCGACAAGACCUUUGAUGUCUCUUCAGUUAUAAACGAGACCGCCUCAUCGCCGCCGCCGGAGAAUAGCCCUCCUCCUCCUUCUCCUCCGCCCCCGCCGCCGCCUCCGCCGGCAUUGCAGAGGAUGGGGGUGGUGGACGAGAAUGGGAAGAUGACGGAUGAUUUUGAGGUGGGGGAGUAUGACCCGGAAUUGGUGGAGAAUUGGUCGAAAACGAAUGAGAGUGAGGGGUUGGAGAGCGAUGGGAAGGGGGAUAAGGUUAGGGUUAGGGUGAAGAAGUUCCCGCUGUGUGCGGCGAGUAUGAGAGAGCAUAUACCUUGUUUGGACAAUGAGGAGGCGAUUAAGCAGCUGAAUUCUACGGAGAAAGGGGAGAGAUUUGAGCGGCAUUGUCCUCAAGAGGGAAAGGGCUUGAAUUGUUUGAUCCCUGCUCCUAAAGGUUACAAAACUCCAAUUCCGUGGCCCAGAAGUCGUGAUGAGGUUUGGUUUAGCAAUGUUCCGCAUGCUCGUUUGGCUGAGGAUAAAGGAGGCCAAAAUUGGAUCUCCAUUAAGAAGGACAAAUUUAAGUUUCCUGGAGGCGGGACACAGUUCAUUCACGGAGCUGAUCAAUAUUUGGAUCAGAUUCAAAAGAUGCUCCCUGAAAUCGCAUUUGGUCGACAUACUCGGGUUGCUCUGGAUGUUGGUUGCGGUGUUGCGAGCUUUGGUGCUUAUUUACUUUCAAGGAAUGUUCUCACCCUCUCAGUGGCCCCAAAAGAUGUUCAUGAGAACCAGAUACAAUUUGCACUUGAACGUGGGGUGCCUGCAAUGGUUGCAGCAUUUGCAACAAGGCGUUUGCUUUAUCCAAGUCAAGCGUUUGAUCUGAUACAUUGUUCAAGGUGUAGAAUCAACUGGACUCGGGAUGAUGGGAUUUUGCUACUUGAGAUCAAUAGAAUGCUCCGGGCAGGUGGAUAUUUUGCUUGGGCAGCACAGCCUGUUUAUAAACAUGAAGCUGCCCUUGAACAACAAUGGGAAGAGAUGGUUGAUCUUACAACUCGACUAUGUUGGACACUUGUGAAGAAGGAAGGAUACAUAGCCAUAUGGCAGAAACCCUUAAAUAACAGCUGCUAUUUGAGCCGUGAAGAAGGAACAAUGCCACCAUUAUGUGCUCCUGAUGAUGACCCCGACAAAGUUUGGUACGUUGAUCUGAAGGCAUGCAUAUCACGUUUACCUGAGGAAGGAUAUGGCUCAAACGUCACAGCUUGGCCGGAACGCUUACAGACUCCUCCAGAUAGGCUUCAGAGCAUACAAAUUGAUGCUUACAUAUCCAGGAAAGAACUUUUCAGGGCAGAAUCAAGAUAUUGGAAAGAAAUAAUUGAGGGUUAUGUACGUGCUUUGCAUUGGGGAAAGUUCAAACUUAGGAAUGUACUGGACAUGAGAGCGGGCUUUGGAGGUUUUGCAGCAGCACUAAUUGAAAACAAACUGGAUUGCUGGGUGCUCAAUGUUAUCCCUGUCAGUGGACCUAAUACAUUGCCCGUUGUAUACGACCGUGGUCUUAUUGGAGUUAUGCAUGACUGGUGUGAACCGUUUGACACGUAUCCAAGAACCUACGACUUAAUUCAUGCUGCUGGACUUUUCUCAAUUGAACGAAAAAGAUGCAAUGUCUCUACCAUCAUGCUUGAGAUGGACCGAAUUCUGAGGCCUGGCGGACGCGUGUACAUUCGCGAUUCCCUCGCUGUUAUGGAUGAGCUUCAAGAGAUCGGAACAGCUGUGGGCUGGCACGUAGCAAUGAGGGACACCUCCGAAGGGCCUCACGCCAGUUAUAGGAUCUUGACGUGUGAUAAGCGCCUCAUACGCUCCUGAGGAAGCAAGGUAUCGUAUCGUAGGUAGUGACUUGUACAUUCUGGGACCGUGAUCCACGGCCGCAUCAGCUAACGGGUUAUCAUUUGCAAAGAAUAGUUACGUUUAGGAGCAUCAAGGAAUGAAUGGUACAAGAAAGAGGUUACUCUACUCCGUUGUAACAUAGGUCAAAAUUAAAAGCCUAAAAACCAUGUAUGGUUUCUUUCUUUUUUUCUUUUUGAUAUUUCAUUUUUUGCUGUUAUUUGGUUCUUGUAUUCCCUUAAUUAUUGUCACUUCAAAUAGUGUUUCAAAGUAUUUAUGGACGCAUUAAAUAUUAAAUUUUUGUUGAUAUGUA
Messenger RNA from Salvia miltiorrhiza (redroot sage), 2578 nucleotides. RefSeq names its product probable methyltransferase PMT11. The transcript has 9 exons. The coding region runs from base 214 to 2247 and encodes 677 amino acids. The record is from RefSeq and is a predicted model, not a curated record. NCBI's taxonomy places the organism in Eukaryota, Viridiplantae, Streptophyta, Magnoliopsida, Lamiales, Lamiaceae. Gene Ontology annotation, molecular function: methyltransferase activity. Gene Ontology annotation, cellular component: endosome; cytoplasm; trans-Golgi network.